This is a messenger RNA of Sardina pilchardus (European sardine), 2474 nucleotides long. RefSeq names its product solute carrier family 25 member 46 (gene slc25a46). The record is from RefSeq and is a predicted model, not a curated record. Bases 193 to 1503 code for a protein of 436 amino acids. The transcript has 8 exons. Gene Ontology annotation, cellular component: mitochondrial outer membrane. Gene Ontology annotation, biological process: mitochondrial membrane fission; mitochondrial fission; axon development. Lineage: Eukaryota; Metazoa; Chordata; Actinopteri; Clupeiformes; Clupeidae.
GUGUUGCGUUGUUUUGCUAGCUAGCUUGUUGGUUCCCUCUGGUUACACAGUCUCACUUUCAUUUUAAUCAACAGUGGCAGGUUAUUAGGGUUUUUCAAUGAUUUCAUUUUAUCCUGUGUAGCUUAUGCUACUGUGCGGAAUAUAACAACGACAUUUCUGUUUAUAGUCAGCGUCACUUAACAUUUCUUCAACAUGACUUCUCGGCGACCUGAUAGCUUUGACGGCUUAGGUUACAGAGGAAGGGAGGAUCCGUCAUUCGGUGGGGGCUAUUCUGGAAGGUCAUUCAAUAAUGCAUCUAGUGCUGAUUUGCAGAACUGGGUCACGACCCCCCCUGACAUCCCAGGUAGCCGAAAUUUGCAUUUCGAUGAACGCACACCACAAUUUGAGACGGGCCCUGCUCCUCCAGGGUCUGACGAUCCCCAGGCAGCUGCUCCACCAUCCGAGCAAUUAAACAGAUUUGCUGGAUUUGGCAUUGGACUUGCAAGCCUCUUUACAGAAAAUGUCCUGGCUCAUCCGUGUAUUGUGUUUCGUCGCCAAUGUCAGGUUAAUUAUCACGCGCGGAACUAUCAUCUGUCCCCCUUUACUGCGGUCAGUGUGAUGUACAAUGUCACCAAAUCUCAGGGUCCAAAAGCUUUAUGGAAAGGAAUGGGUAGCACUUUUGUAGUACAGGGAGUUACUCUGGGAACAGAGGGAAUCAUCAGUGAAUGCACUCCUUUACCAAGAGAAUUAUCCCACAAGUGGAACCCCAAGCAAGUUGUUGGACACCUCGUGCUUAAAGGUCUGACGUACGUUGUUGCCAUGCCUUUCUACUCUGCAAGUCUCAUUGAGACUGUUCAGAGCGAGAUCAUCCGGGACAACCCGGGCAUCCUGGACUGCGUGAAGGAGGGCGUGGGCCGCGUGAUGGGCCUGGGCGUGCCGCACAGCAAGCGCCUGCUGCCCCUGUGGGCCCUGGUGCUGCCCACCGCGCUGCACGGCAUCCUGCACUACGUGGUCAGCUCGGCCGUGCAGAAGCUGGUGCUGGCGCUGCUCCGCCGCCGACGCUCCCCCCCGUCCUCCUCCUCCUCGCCGUCCACCACCUCCUCCUCCGCGACCGCCGCCGGCGCUUCCUCGCCGCCCCUGUCCCCGUCGUCCAAGAGCAACGGCGCGCCGGGCCAGGCGGACGCGGUGCAGAGCAUGCUGGACGCCUACUUCCCCGAGCUGAUGGCCAGCUUCUGCGCCAGCCUGGUGGCCGACGUGCUGCUCUACCCGAUGGAGACGGUGCUGCACCGGCUGCACAUCCAGGGCACGCGCACCAUCAUCGACAACACCGACCUGGGCUUCGAGGUGCUGCCCAUCAACACGCAGUACGAGAGCCUGCGCGAGUGCGUGGGCGCCAUCCGCCGCGACGAGGGCACGCUGGGGUUCUACAAGGGCUUCGGCGCCGUGCUGGUGCAGUACUCGCUGCACGCCGCCGUGCUCCAGAUCACCAAGAUGAUCUACUCCACCCUGCUGCAGAACGCGUGAGAACCGGACUGAUGGAUGACGGAGGCGACAGAGAGAGAGAGAGAGAGAGGGAGAGAGAGAGAGAGGGGGGAGAAUGAGAAGGUGUCAGAUAGACACACGUGCGGUACACACCCACACACUUUGGCACACACAGAGGAUAUGCAGAUGAGGCCUCCAAGGUUUACCUUCUUAAACACAAAGACACUGUCUGAGCGUGAUUCCUUUGUGUGAAGGGGGUGUGUUUUUUUUUUUAUUUUUGUUGUUGUCGUUUUUUUUUUUUUUUUUUUUCGUCUUGGCUUUGAUUGGUGAUGGGUUCAUUCCAGAUGAGACUCUUGAUGUGAAUUCUUUGUUUGUGCAUACAUGUAAGAAAGAGAUUUUCAGAAAAUUAAGGUUAAACUUAUCCACAUGCACUUGUAGGAAGUUUAGAUGAUGCUUUGUAUCUGUAACAAUGGCUCUGAUUCCAAAGGCACUGGCUCAAUGCAUGACCUCUCCUGUCCAAAUAUCUGUGUGUAGUAAUAUGGCAAAUCUAAAACCUUACACGUUCACCAAAAUUGGAAUAUAUGUGUUGUGCUCUCAAUGUAUAGCCUUGGUUCUCCUGACCUUCUCAGACAUAUAGUGCUCUGUAAAUUGUCUUUCAACUCUGACCACACACACAUGCUUUCUAAUCAUCCGAUCUUUUCAGCAAUAUCUUCCUCUCCUCUUUGACCUGUUUGGAGUGAAUGUUGCUUUUGGGUUAGAUGCGCGUGAACACUUGAGAAUGGACUGUGCCAAUUUGCCCUAGAUAGAUUUGUAUACAGAUUGUACAGAAAAAAAAUAUAUACAAAUAGUGUAAAUGUCUUUAAAUUAUUAUUUGCACCUAAGUGGAAAUGUGUGAUAUGUCAAGUUGUCUAAUUGUGUUUGCAUCCACAAGGAUUUAUGUCAGACGUACUUGCGUCAUUUAAAAAUGUAUAACAUUCAAGGAUGGAAUAAAGCAAACUAAUGCACUUCUUAGA